This is a messenger RNA of Anopheles stephensi (Asian malaria mosquito), 6120 nucleotides long. RefSeq names its product mothers against decapentaplegic homolog 4 (gene Med). Gene Ontology annotation, cellular component: heteromeric SMAD protein complex. Bases 1276 to 3612 code for a protein of 778 amino acids. The transcript has 10 exons. Gene Ontology annotation, molecular function: DNA-binding transcription factor activity, RNA polymerase II-specific; RNA polymerase II cis-regulatory region sequence-specific DNA binding; I-SMAD binding. The record is from RefSeq and is a predicted model, not a curated record. NCBI's taxonomy places the organism in Eukaryota, Metazoa, Arthropoda, Insecta, Diptera, Culicidae. Gene Ontology annotation, biological process: anatomical structure morphogenesis; cell differentiation; BMP signaling pathway.
CUGCGGGUGUAGAGCGCGAAUGCAUAAUUACUUUCUUUUGCGGAUUUCACGCUGAAAGAACCCGUUCUGGUGUGGAACUGUGCUUGUUGAUGCAAUGGAACCCACCGCCUCCCCGCUCGGCACAUCAACAGCGGCAAGAUCUGCAGAUGCGGAAAUCGAACAAUUCCACAUCGAGUAAUGGCUUGUUGCAUCCCAGCCGCCUGCCGUAACGUUGUGCCGAGUUUCGACAGAGUGUACUGUGAAGAAUUACAUGGGCAACAUUAGCAAAGAAAACAACAACAAAACAACAGCAUUACCUCACAUCCGGACCAACGAUAUCAUCGCUCUGGAUGAUUCAGGCUGGCUAGCAUAGCGAAGGCAGAUUUCCGCAAUGGACAUUCGGAUGUGUUUUGUUGUAUAGAAAGCUAAACAUUUCUCAACAAAAGUGUUCCUUUCGCCGUAAUCCGUGCGUUUUGGUGUGUGCCUACUGUGUGUGUGUGUGCGUGUGUGUGUUUCCGACGCAUGUUCCAAAAGAAAGCCGAAGCGUAAGCAAAAAGGAAACCCACGCGAAGAGCAAAGAAGGGGUCGUUGUUAUAGCACAUCGGACGCACGCAUCUGACUGUGGCUGUGUGUGUUGACGGGCGCGUGCGCUUUCAUCGUGGUGUGCGUUGUGUGUUCUAUAGCGGCGAAUGUCAAACCUUGAGUUUGACAGAGAUUUGUUGGUGUUUUGUUUCCCUCUUGCAUCUCCCGGUCAGCAGAAAGUGUGUGUAAUCAAAACGCAAACGCCCCGUGUGUCUGUUUUUGAUCUAGUGUGCCGUUCACCUUGCCGGGUGGAAAAGCAUUUCCGUCGCGAAAAGCCGGUAAACCGUUAGCAGGAAGAGACGGUGAAAUAAGCAAAAAUUGCCCUGUUUGCUGUGGCUAGGAUUGUUUAGCAAACUUGUGUAACGUCCGAUGCAUUUCCUGCUUGGAAUGCAUAUGGCCGUUGUUGGUGCACGGGAGGCAGUAAACAAACGUGACCGAGGCGAAUUGCAUCUAGUUGGUGACAUUUGAACGACCGGGCACCAGUUCGGCUUUAUGUGCGGUGGCAGUGCAACAUAGAGUCCCAACGCGCGCGGAAUCACUAGCAAGCCGACCGAAAGCGUCUGCAAGUGUAACUCGCUAAACUCUAGUUGCUUGUAAGAAAUCCAAGCCCUCCCCUAAGAAGGACUUCAGCAUCACACAAGUAUACGGGCACCGUCAGGUUUUAGCAAGGUGGAUACUAAAAGCAACCUGGGACUUUCCCAGGAUUUCGAAAGGAUGGUCGGGUUGACGGGUGGAUCGCAUCUGUAUGCGGCCGGCAUACCAGCGGCCGCACAGGAAAUCGUCCGCGACAUGGCCGCCAUGCCAACGGCGGCCCCGACCAGUGCGGACGCGUGCCUCAGUAUCGUUCAUUCGCUCAUGUGCCACCGGCAGGGAGGCGAGAGCGAAGGAUUCUCCAAGCGGGCCAUCGAGUCGCUGGUAAAGAAGCUGAAGGAAAAACGGGACGAGCUGGAUUCGUUGAUUACGGCCAUCACCACCAACGGGGCACAUCCGAGUAAAUGUGUCACGAUACAGCGUACGCUCGACGGGCGAUUGCAGGUCGCCGGACGCAAAGGAUUCCCGCACGUGAUCUAUGCCCGUAUCUGGCGUUGGCCCGAUCUGCACAAAAAUGAACUGAAGCACGUAAAGUUCUGCCAGUUCGCGUUCGAUCUGAAGUGCGACUCGGUCUGUGUUAAUCCCUACCAUUACGAGCGUGUCGUUUCUCCCGGGAUCGAUCUGUCGGGACUCACGCUGCAGUCUGGGCCAAGUCGCUUAAUAAAGGAUGAAUACACGCCCGGCUCGGUCGUCGGUGGAGGAAUGGAUAUCGAUGGCAAUGAAAUUGGCACCAUACAACACCAUCCCUCGAUGGUUGCCGGUGGUGCUUACGGUACCAUGUCGAUGCAUCCGCAAGUGCCCGACCCAUCGCAGUUGGGUGGGCUGUAUGGGUCUAGCAGCGGUCCACGGCCGAUACCGAAGAUGGAAUCUGCCGAACAAUCUCGAAAUAGUGGCCCCAGCAGCUGGAUGAGCGGUGCUGGCAGUGUCGGUGGUCCAUCCUCCGCUGCGGCGGCCAUGCUAUCCUCGGCAUCCUCUUCCGGAAGCCAGCAGCAGCACCCUCGCUUAUCUUCUUCUUUACCACUUUCAUCCGUUAUCGGUGGUCCUGCCGUGCUGGCAAACAAUGGUUUGCGACCGUCGCAAAGCGCACAGCAACAGACACAACCAUCACAGCAGCAACCUCAGCCUUCAUCACAAUCCAGUUCUCAACUAACGAACGGCGGAAACAGUGGCUUACUGGGCAGCGGCGCCACCCAGUCAAGCUCUAGCGGUGGUGGCACUAGUGGCGGGCUGAUCGGUGGAGAAGCCUCUCAGUACUAUACCAACACGGCUAGCACGGACCCCUCCAUGGGAAACGAUCCGCAAAGUGCAAUGGGGCCUUCCAGUAUGUCCGGCUCGCUUUCGGCAACCUCGCCCGUAUCGCCCCACCUGCAGCAAAAUGGGUACGUGUCGGCCAGCAAUGGGCAGUCGUCACAAGCCGGCCCUUCCGUUGGGCAGCCGCAGCCCAAUCAAACGGGUGCGCCACAAUUCCAGCAACAGCAGCAGCAGCAGCAACAACAACAAUCACAGCAACAACAGCAGCAGCCUGGUGGUUCCGCGACGUGGUCCGGUUCGAAUACUCUAAACUACACGCAAUCGAUACAACCGCCGGCACAUGCCGGUGGUUCACACCAACAGCAACCGUCACAGGCCGCCGCACAAUACUGGCCCCACAGUUCCGGCAGUGGUACUGGUGGUGGUGGUGCUGUUGGUGCUGCCACCGGUUCCACCGUUGGUACCGCCACCGGUGGACAGCUGGCAGAACUGCCCGGUCAGCAGCGCUUGCUGUCGCGUCAGCCCGCACCCGAGUACUGGUGUUCGGUAGCGUACUUCGAGCUCGACACGCAGGUGGGCGAAAUGUUCAAGGUACCUUCGAACCGGCCAAACGUCACCAUCGACGGGUACGUCGACCCGUCCGGUGGCAAUCGGUUUUGUCUCGGAGCCCUCAGCAACGUGCAUCGUACGGAGCAAAGUGAAAAGGCUCGGCUACAUAUUGGGAAAGGUGUACAGCUGGAUUUGCGUGGCGAAGGAGACGUUUGGUUGCGGUGUCUCAGUGAUCAUUCAGUAUUCGUGCAGAGCUAUUACCUCGACCGGGAAGCGGGCCGAACGCCCGGCGAUGCCGUACACAAAAUCUAUCCCGGAGCGUGCAUAAAGGUAUUUGACCUGCGGCAGUGUCAUCUGCAGAUGCAAUCCCUCGCCAACUGUGCCCAGAAAGCGGCUCAAAUGCAAGCCGCCGUUGUGGCGGGUGUGUCGGCCGUAGGAGCUCCCAGAAGUCUUUCGGCGGUCGCUGGAAUCGGCGUGGACGACCUGCGGCGUCUUUGCAUCCUGCGACUGUCGUUCGUGAAGGGCUGGGGUCCCGACUAUCCGCGACAAUCGAUCAAGGAAACGCCCUGCUGGGUGGAGGUGCAUCUGCACCGUGCGCUACAACUGUUGGACGAAGUGCUGCAUCAGAUGCCGAUUGAUGGACCCCGGGCCAUCGAAUAAGCUUAAGCUAACAGUAAGCUAACAGAAUUGAAAACAUUGAGCAGGUGCGGUACGGUAAGUAGCGUUUAAAGUACACUACAUCGCGCGGGGCAUGCGUUUGGAGUUUCGAUUCCCUUUCAACCCGAUUCGAUUGCAGUGCUGCUUGUUUCCAGCAGGCCAACCAGGGACGCUUUCACACGAGCGUUUUCAUGUAUGCAACUUCAAGCUGGUUGCGUUGUAAUCGGAUUGGUAGAAAAGGUGUAACGGAAACGCAUGCUGAAACGGGGGAUAGGUCUAAUCGGAUGUACGAUUGAUGAUCGUAUAUCGGAUAAGAAUUCGUCGAGAGAGCGAGAGAGAAAAAACAACACUAUGUAAAUAUAGAUUCGGACCAUAAAAGGGUCCGUAAUGAUGUGGGGUGAAUGGGCGUGUGUGUCCGAUGACGACGACGUGUUGGCGUGGGUUUCGUAGUGUGUACAAGUGUGAUUCUAAUAUGACAAAGAUUUAGUUUGAUAAGAACACAGGCACAUGCAAGCGUGAAAAAUGUAAAUGUGCGCUUUUUUUUUGAGAUGGCCACGGUUAGGCGAGAUGUGAAUAGUGCUACAGAAACUAGGGCAUGAAAGUGAUGCAACCUUAUUACAGCAAAAAAACCAUUCUCUCAUGUAUACUAAUGUUGGGCAAAGAAGCAACAGAAAUAUGAUAUAUUACGACACAAACACGCAUCGAAGCAUAAGGAACAUAGAAAGCACUACACGGUGUCUUUAUCGGUUUGCUAUUCUGCUGCGAUCGAAAGUGUAAGCCUGCUAGCGACUAAGACGCGUUGGAUGCAUGUACUCAAUACGUUUAAAAUAGCAAAACACUGCCUCAAUCCACACCGAGGGGAGGGAUAUUGGCACCUAGUGGCACAGAAUACAAAUUUGGCGUUAAAUUAAACAGAAAAGGGAAGCGAGUGCGCUUAUGCGUGUAUCAAAGCGUAACAGAAAACAAACAAACAAACAAACCUACAAAAAUGUUCUACCUCUGAUUGAAAAAGUAUGUUAAACUAACAUGAUGGAACUCCUCCUGCCUGCUGGUGGUGGUGGUGGUGGGCAAUGCUAUCCCGAGACUCAUUGAUUUGAUUUGCCUACCGUUGGGAGUACUAUAUCGAUCAAAUAUGUUGCUGAAGCAUUCGCUAGAGUUGUAACAAAACUCGUUAUAAAAUGUACAAGGAGUAAAAUAUUGUCUGCACACGAGAAACAAAUCUUACUGAAACCAAUUUAGAGAUUUGAUUUUACUUUACAAAACCCUUGGGAUGGGUACUUUAAAAUAACAUUGGGCAAUAGCUUAGUUUCCCCUUUUUUUCUGUUUGUUGUGUGAAUCGCCUUUAGGUGAGAAUAGUGGUAGGGAUUGUUACAGGCAGAGCCUUCCGUUUUUUAUUCCGGGGUUUCCACUUUCUUUUUCUUGCACAAUGAACCACAAAAUUAAACCGCUAAAGUGCCCCCACAAGUUUGUUGCUUAAAAAAAAGCAAAAAAGAUACAAUCUUUCUUCUAGUACGAAACUGUGCUUCGCCUUUGUGCCAUUUUUCUUUUUUGUUUCCUUCGUGUAAUGGUUUCGUUUUAAAUUCGCGAUAGUUGUGUGCGUGUGGUGUAAUUGAUUGGUGAAUUUUAAAUCCCUCGCCUUGAUCAUUGUUUCUUUCACAAUGGUAAAAAACAAAACAAACUAAAAGUGCAAACUUACUCCGCAAAAGACAAGACAAACAAGUGCAAUGAGAGUCCAACAGGAGGUGGUGGAAGCAAGGAGUAAAAUAGUAAUGUAACGAGCAUUGAUUGAAAUGACUAUGACUGGUAGUGUGGAGGAUGAGAUACACACAGCAGAAAUGCACGACAAACUUCAAAUUCGGUAUGAAACAUACUAGGAAGCAGCAGCAGGGGGGCGGUACGUUUAUCUCACAAGGAGAUAAACUUCAAACUUCAAAAGACAAACCACAGAAUGAUUAUUUCUCAACCAUCAAUGCUCCUUGUGCCUUUUCAUCCAAUAAUGCUUCGUUCUUCACGGAACCGAUACAAUCCGCUGCAAUUGGCAAAGUUCUUUAUUAGUUUGUUGUUUUCAGCUGUGUUGGUUUUGAUUUGUGAUAGAUUUUGAAAAAAUAGAGAUAGAAAUUCAAAAGAGCAAGGGCUUUAUGCCACGAUCCCAUUCAGAUAGACGACAGAUGGACUCGUUUCGUUGGUUGGUAUACUUUGGGAGUGUACUCUCUUGGAAUAGACACGACACAUAGGAACGGGCAGGAUAAGGCUACCCCGAGAAGUACCGGUUUGAGUAGUUUAUGCAACGUGACCUGGGCAAGGGGUGAAUGUGGUGAAGCAGCAUUACAAACAGAGGUAAUAGAAGCUAAAAGAAAGCAAAAAUUAUGCUGAAAAAGUUUGCAAAAGUUUGAUAAGAGCAGAACAAGAAACAAAAACUAUAUACAACAUAGAUUUAUCCCUAUUACGACGAAGUGUAAAUGAGUUGCAUCAUUUUAUGAAAUAAAAAGAUCCACUAUUUUUAAGUAAGUA